AUGGCGCUACGAUAUUGGGUCAUAGGUCUUGUUGGCGCCAGCCUAGUUCAAGCCUCGAACACGACCACCUGCGCCAGCGGUGCGUUGGACUGGUAUAUCGACGCUGUGGGAGAGACACCAUGCAUGACGUAUCAACGACUGCGCCAGAUCUGCAAUAGCUACUCUACCUGCUGCUGUAAUUCAAUCGCGUGGUCGCUCAGCAUGUUGUGCAUGAACUGCCAGCAAAACAUUAAAGGCAAUGACAGCGGAGAUGUCGAUGCACCUGCUGGUGCCUACUUCCAGUACCGAAACAUCUCGAAAUUUGGCUACUGUGGUGCAGGCACGAACCAGUCGUCCGUAUCCCUUUAUCCUUUUACUUUCGCUGGGCUCCCCGCGCAAGUUCAAUCGGCUGUCUGUAAUACCGGUAUCCGACUAGACAACUUCCUGUACGACUUUUUCUGGGAUAAUGGUGCUUGCACAUAUACGAGGGAGCAAUCUGAGCUGGACCAGGCCCAGUCCGACAAUAACACAUUCACGCAUUGCCCGAAUGCCACCACUACAUCCGCCAGUAGCCAGACGGCCGCUACGGGCACAGGAACAGGCUCAAGCCAGACACGGACAACUGCAGCCCCUUCGGGGUCUGUUGCCGGGACGACGAGUUCAAGCAAAAGCGUCGACACAGGUGCUAUAGUCGGCGGUGCGGUCGGUGGCGCAGCGGGACUCAUAGUGUUGGCGCUCGUUGCGUUCUUUGCGUGGUACAGGCGCCUCAGGACGCCAGGCCAAGCGGGAAUGCCUUCCCCAGUAACACAAGGAAUGGUCUACAGCGGCGGGAGUGGACCCGAGACCGUCUCUGCGGCGCUUCUCAUCGCCAACGCGGCCCCUCCAGACAACGCAGCUUCCCCCAGCCUGACUCCAAAGCGCAGGCCGGUUGCGACGAUGCCGAAUCCAAGUAGCUAUUCGCCAAGCUCAGAUUACGUGGCGGUGCCGAAUACCAGCAACGUCGCAGGGUCGUCUAACUCGAGUGACGUUCCCAACUCGCACAUUGCCUCACCGUCCGACCUCGUCUCGGCUUCGCAGCGAGACUAUGACGCAGGCCCGAUCGCAGUCGCCAAGCCCAGCUCACCGCGGCCGCCCCCGGCAUACCGGAGCUCAUGGGGAUCGGACUGA
Molecule: messenger RNA, 1146 nt
Organism: Postia placenta MAD-698-R-SB12
Lineage: Eukaryota; Fungi; Basidiomycota; Agaricomycetes; Polyporales; Adustoporiaceae
Exons: 8
Coding region: 1-1146 (381 amino acids)
Source: RefSeq, a predicted model, not a curated record